This is a messenger RNA of Alternaria burnsii, 294 nucleotides long. RefSeq lists its product as uncharacterized. NCBI's taxonomy places the organism in Eukaryota, Fungi, Ascomycota, Dothideomycetes, Pleosporales, Pleosporaceae. The transcript has 2 exons. The record is from RefSeq and is a predicted model, not a curated record. Bases 1 to 294 code for a protein of 97 amino acids.
AUGCUGUCUGCAAACUCGAAUCACGGUUUGGCCCCGUCUAGUUCCCGGGAACAAAGAUCAUCGAUGCGAAACUCCAGUAAGAAUCAACCGUAUUGUGAGGAAGCACGCGAGCUGGAUCUGACUGAAGUCGGAGCGUGGUGCCACUUGGAUCAACUGCAGACGACGAACGAUGAUCCACAUAGGUCUAGGUUGUACCAAGUGCUGGAACCUGAGUUGCGUGGUGCGGUAGGCGAGCUGCAAUGCGUUUGUAAACGUCUACAAAGCAUCAUCGAUGGCUUGGAGAGAAGAACGUAG